UGGGGCAUCCGCGGAAACCUCGGCUGCUUCAUAAAACAAUACCUUAGUGAUCGAAGCUUCAGGGUGGGUAUCGGUGGAAACCAAUCGGACCUAUUUUGGGAGGCAAACGGGGUACCCCAAGGAUCGGCGCUGGCAGUUACACUAUUCCUAGUCAGCAUGAACUCCCUCUUUGCCACGCUCCCGAAAGGCAUAUUCGUAUUCAUCUACGCAGACGACGUGAUUCUUGUAGCGAUCGGGAAAACGACCGGCCGCACCAGACUGAAGCUGCAGGCUGCCGUAAACGCCGUUGGUCGGUGGGCCAACUCGGUCGGUUUCAGCAUCUCCGCCCCAAAAUGCGCUAUUUCACACUGUUGCAACUCUUACCACUUAGCCACCGACCGGCCGGUCAAACUCGCUGGAACAGUAAUACCAUUCCGUAAAGAGCCAAAAAUCCUUGGCGUGAUAAUCGACCGUAAGAUGACUUUCCUUCCACACUUUCGACGGGUGAAAAAGGAUUGCGAAAGCAGGAAACGUCUUGUCCGCACCAUCAGCUCGAGACACCCAAGGUGGAACAGGCAAAGCGCACUUAACAUCAGCCAGGCCCUCAUCCACAGUCGUCUGUUCUAUGGCCUUGAAAUAACCAGUCGUAACUGGGAGGGUUUAAUCGAUAUCCUCGCACCGCUGUAUCACGGAGCAAUCAGAUCAGCCUCAAACCUGCUGCCAAGCACCCCCGCCGAAGCUGCCUGCGUCGAAACCGGCGUCCUUCCCUGUCGGUGGGCAGUGGCAGUAGCCGUUCUAAGACGAGCCAUGGGGUUCCUAGAAAAAACAUCGGGCGAUGAAUGCCAUCUACUACAGACAGCUAAGAGCAUACACACCAUGUUUGCCAAUGCCCCUCUUCCCACAGUCGCCCAGCUACAUCGGGUCAACAACCGCGCAUGGCACGAGCGCGGCCCAAACAUAGACAUCAGUCUGGCUGUAUCCACCAGAGCAGGAGAUCCUCCCCGGGCUGCCAGAGCCAAAUUCCUACAGAUGGUCGAUCAAAAAUACUCAAACCAUCUGCACAUCUACACCGACGGCUCGAAACUUGGCGAGGCGGUGGGCGCGGGUGUGAGCGGAAUCGGAGCGGGCCUUGCCCGUCGUCUACUCUCCGUGUGUUCCGUGUUCUCCGCGGAAGCCGCCGCCAUCGUCAUUGCGGUUACCAACAAACCUGAAGACACACCCACAGUGAUCUUCUCCGAUUCCCUCUCAGUCAUCAAAGCGCUGGAAUCAGGGGAGUCCAAGCACCCCUAUGUCCAAGCCAUAGAACAAUCCUGUGACUCAUUAACUACCAUAUGCUGGGUACCCGGACACAGCGGAAUCCGCGGUAACGAGGAUGCUGACCAGUUGGCCGCGCUCGGCCGGCGCUCUCGCGCCCUGUUCUCUAAUGAGGUACCGUCAUCCGACAUCAUCAGGGAAUUCAAGGCGAAGACCUCUGAGCACUUCAUCACUCACUGGAGGACUCUCCGAGGCUACCCUCAAAAGGUAAAGGGAGACCUCGAAAAGUGGACAGACCGCGAAAACCGAGUCGAACAAAGAGCGCUAUCCCGCCUCCGCGUGGGUCAUACGAGGCUCACCCAUGCCCACACCAUUACCCGCGUCGAUCCUCCAAUAUGUACAUCUUGCAGCACUAGACUCACGGUGGAGCAUCUACUAAUAAACUGCAGGGAGUUCGACAACCUACGACGACAUCACAACUUGCCCUCCUCGAUUCGAGAAACACUGGCAAACGACCCAGUGCACGAAGAGGCACUACUUGCCUUCCUGAAAGAUGCCAAUCUUUUCGAAUCCAUCUGAGACAGACCGCGAACCGGCCAACUCCACACCAUCCUCUACUGCAACCACUACCACUACUGCUCAGCGGGCCCUCCGCCACACCCGGACCGGGUGCCGGGGAGGUUCUCCCGCGGCCCUUCUACAACCGCAAUCCGUCAGACCAACUACUACCACCGCCCAGCGGGCCCUCCGCCACACCCGGACCGGGUGCUGGGGAGGUUCUCCCGCGGCCCUUCUACAAUGGCAACCCGUCAGCCCAACUACUACCACCGCCCAGCGGGCCCUCCGCCACCGCCCGGACCGGGUGCUGGGGAGGUUUUCCCGCGGCUCUCCUACAACCGCAAUCUGCCAGCCCAAUUACUACCACCGUCCAGCGGGCCCUCCGCCACACUCGGACCGGGUGCUGGGGAGGUUCUCCCGCGGCCCUUCUACAACUGCAAUCCGUCAGCACUAUUACUACCACCGCCCUGCGGGCCCUCCGCCACACUUGGACCGGGUGCUGGGGAGGUUCUCUCGCGGCCCUUCUACAAUGGCAACCCGUCAGCCCAACUACCACCACCGCCCAGUGGGCCCUCAGCCACCGCCCGGACAGGGUGCUGGGGAGGUUCGCCCGCGGCCCUUCUACAACCGCAAUUCAUCAGCCCAAUUGCUAUUAACGCCCAGUGGGGCCUUUCACCACACCCGGACCGGGUGCUGAGGAGGUUCUCCAGCGGCCCUUCGACAGCGACAAUCUGCCAACUCAUCAAUCAGGAACGCUCAACGGGCCUCCCGCCACAUCCAAACCGGAUGCUGGGGAGGUCUCUCGUCUAACCGCAAAUAAGCAAGUCACCCACCACCAUCGUUCAGUGGGUCCACUGACAUGCCAAAA
Molecule: messenger RNA, 2659 nt
Organism: Topomyia yanbarensis
Lineage: Eukaryota; Metazoa; Arthropoda; Insecta; Diptera; Culicidae
Exons: 2
Coding region: 157-1812 (551 amino acids)
Biological process (GO): DNA replication, removal of RNA primer
Molecular function (GO): RNA-DNA hybrid ribonuclease activity; nucleic acid binding
Source: RefSeq, a predicted model, not a curated record